UGGACCCACCUAAUUUUCACACCCCAUCUCCUCCAAUUCUCUCCUCCACCAUUCCACCCUCCGCAACCCUAAAUUUCUCCAUUACAACCAAUCUGAAAUGCGGAACAUAAACUUCCAAACAAAUAAAAUUUUACACUAUCCCUCUGAAUACUAAAAUGACAAUGUUGUUUAUUGUACAAGUAUAAUGUUCGAUUCUUGUUGUGUCUUUUUCCCCCUUAUCUAGUUAUCCAUACCCUAAACCUCUUCAACCACAAAAAUAAAAAACGACAAAAAGAAAAGAGAGAGGUUAGAUGAGAUAAUUGAAGAAUAAAGAAGUAGGUGAACAAAAAACAAUUCGACGGAAAAAAUAUCCAUUCAAUUAUCAGACACAACAAUCAAUUUCGACGGAAAAAAUGAAGGCUGCCGGAAAUUUUUAACCCAUCUGAUUCUUCUUACUCUCUCGUCAAAAAAAUGGAGUUUCUUCUUCUGCUCUUCUUUAUCUUCAUAUUCGGACACCAAUGACCUGCCAUUUUCCGAAAAGAAUUUGUAGCUUCAAAGGCGGCGAUUGGUGGCGAUGCGUCAGAAAUGGAGGAGCCGGCGGCUGCUAUGUAAAAUGAGAGAGGAGAUGAUAAAGAAGUUAUAUUUUUUGUUAAUUAUAUGUGUCAAAUUUUUAUGGCAAAAUUACACGUGUUAUUUUUUGAUUGGUCCAUGUGAUAUGUCACUGAGUUGUUCAGCUGGUUGUAUUUAGCCUUAUUAUUACCCUCCUUUAAAUUUUCCUUCAAGUUAAGUCGACACCAAAACUCCAAUCUUAUCUCUCUCUCUCUCUCUCUCUCUAAAUCAAUGGAGUCAUUGGCAGCUUCAUUUUCAGCUUCCACCACCACCAUCCUCAAUUCCUCUUCCAAACUCCACCACCACCCACCUCGACGUUUCCGCGUCCUCUCCCUCUCCCUCCCCAUCUUCCACAAAUUCAAAACUUGCCCCAAAUUUUCCUCAAAAUCUCCAAAUCAUCUCAAUCUUCUAAUUGUCCGAAGCUCCAGUUCCAGUUCCAUCACCGCUAAGCCGUCCUCGGAAUUUCAGAAAAAAGGUGGUAGAGACCGUAAAGAGGAGGAUAACAAGCUUCGUGCUCUUCGUGAGCUCUUUACUAAGCCUGGUGUUAACGUUGACGCUUAUAUUAUUCCUUCUCAAGAUGCCCAUCAGAGUGAGUUCAUUGCUGAAUGUUAUAUGCGAAGAGCCUAUAUAUCAAGAUUUACUGGAAGUGCAGGCACUGCGGUUGUAACCAAGGAUAAAGCAGCCUUGUGGACAGAUGGACGAUACUUCUUACAGGCUGAGAAGCAGUUGAACUCGAGUUGGGUUCUCAUGAGAGCUGGUAACUUGGGGGUGCCUACUCCUAGUGAGUGGCUUAAUACUGUCCUAGCACCUGGUUGCAGGAUUGGAAUAGAUCCCUUUCUUUUUUCAUCUGAUGCUGCAAAAGAAUUCAAAGAGGACAUUUCUAAAGGAAACCAUGAGUUGGUCUUGCUGUAUGAUUUCAACCUUGUAGAUGAAAUAUGGAAGGAGUCGAGGCCAACACCUCCAAAGGAACCAAUUAGGUUGCAUGGCCCGAAAUAUGCUGGUGUAGAUGUGUCGUCUAAGCUUUUGUCAUUGAGAUCUGAGUUAAGACAUGCUGGUGCAUCGGCAAUUGUUAUCUCCAUGCUUGACGAAAUUGCAUGGCUAUUGAACUUGAGAGGUAAUGAUGUCCCACAUUCACCAGUCAUGUAUGCAUACUUAGUUGUGGAGAUAGAUGGAGCAAAAUUGUUCGUUGAUGAUACUAAAGUAACACCUGAAGUUAUGGAGCAUUUGACAAAUGCUGGCAUAGAAUUGAGAGCAUAUGAAUCCAUUCUCUCUGAAAUUGAAAGUUUGGCAGCAAAAGGCGCAAACCUUUGGUUGGACACUUCAUCAGUCAAUGCUGCUAUUGUAAAUGCAUAUGAAUCAGCUUGUUACAAAUAUCCUUGGAAUUCUGCAACUAAAAGCAGGAGGAAGAAGACUGCCAACCUCGAUUCCAAUGGUCAAUCUGGAGGACCAUGUGCAGUGUAUAGGAGUUCUCCUGUAUCUCUGCGUAAAGCUGUAAAAAAUGAUGCUGAGUUAGAAGGGAUGCGUAACUGCCAUCUAAG
This is a messenger RNA of Nicotiana tabacum (common tobacco), 2126 nucleotides long. The record is from RefSeq and is a predicted model, not a curated record. NCBI's taxonomy places the organism in Eukaryota, Viridiplantae, Streptophyta, Magnoliopsida, Solanales, Solanaceae.